Messenger RNA from Impatiens glandulifera, 375 nucleotides. RefSeq lists its product as uncharacterized. Bases 1 to 375 code for a protein of 124 amino acids. NCBI's taxonomy places the organism in Eukaryota, Viridiplantae, Streptophyta, Magnoliopsida, Ericales, Balsaminaceae. The record is from RefSeq and is a predicted model, not a curated record. The transcript has a single exon.
AUGACGACCGGUGUCCUGAUGAUGUUCUACAUGGGGGAGAUGUAUUCCCUGGCCCACGGCGCUGAAGUUGCGAAGAAGAUAAUGGGUUCGACAGAUCGAGAUCAGCUACUGAUUAGGACAUCGGAUUCGUUCUCGGGACUGUUACUUUUCGCCGUCGGAUUCCUUGUUUUGAUGGUGGCAUUCGUUAAGGACAAAGAAUUCCAAAGCUUCUUCGCCAAAGGUUGUGUGGGUCUCCAUGUUUCAAUGGCUGUUUGGAGAUUCAACUUCGAGAGAACAGUUGAAGAUGAUUGGCUGAGGUUAAUUGUUGGUGAUAUUGUACUUGCUCUCUCUUGGAUCUUCUUUCUCCUUCAUUCCUGGAAAGAUAAAUAUGAUUGA